This is a messenger RNA of Volvox carteri f. nagariensis, 1299 nucleotides long. It is a transcript of the gene arp2, whose product is annotated as actin-related protein Arp2. Gene Ontology annotation, cellular component: actin cortical patch; Arp2/3 protein complex. Gene Ontology annotation, molecular function: actin filament binding. Lineage: Eukaryota; Viridiplantae; Chlorophyta; Chlorophyceae; Chlamydomonadales; Volvocaceae. The transcript is spliced from 6 exons. The record is from RefSeq and is a predicted model, not a curated record. Bases 115 to 1299 code for a protein of 394 amino acids. Gene Ontology annotation, biological process: Arp2/3 complex-mediated actin nucleation.
UAGCUUACAGCAACCAACUUUAAACUUAAUUGCUCACGGAGUAUAUGUUUGCAAGCGUGCGCCUUUCUGUUGAAAAGGGCAUCAGAAUGACAUGCCGUUAAAACAUCGCUGGCUAUGGGUGACUUUCCUCGAAACCGUGUAGUCGUUUGUGACAACGGAACUGGCCUUGUCAAAUGCGGCUUCGCCGGCGACAGCUUCCCUCGAGCAGUUUUUCCCUGCCUCGUGGGUAGACCGACGUUCCGGUAUAACGACCCCUUCUCACAGCAGCAGCAACUUAAGGAUAUUUAUGUGGGUACGGAGGCAUCCAGCAAUAAAGCCCAGCUGGAGCUGUUGUACCCAAUGCGCAAUGGCAUCGUACAAAGCUGGGACGAUAUGGGCCUCAUCUGGGACCAUGCCUUCAGCCCGGAGCAGCUCAACGUCGACCCCUCCGAGUGCCGAAUCCUUCUGACCGACCCCGCCAUGAACCCUACCGCCAACCGACAACGCAUGCUGGAGGUCAUGUUUGAGAAGUACGGCUUCUCGGGGGCCAACAUGCAGAUCCAGGCCGUACUAACGCUGUACGCGCAGGGCCUACUGACUGGCCUCGUAUUGGACUCGGGUGAUGGGGUGUCGCACGCCGUGGCCGUGGUCGACGGCUACGCUUUUCCCCACCAGACCAAACGCCUCAACGUCGCCGGGCGUCACGUCACCUCGCAUCUUCUAGAGUUGCUACAACGCCGCGGCUAUGCGCUAAGCCACACUUCGGACUUGGACACCGUGCGAGACAUCAAAGAGCGGUUGGCGUACGUGGCCUUUGACUACCAGAAAGAGCUCAAGCUGGCGCGCGAGACGACACAGCUGAUGCGUUCGUACACGCUGCCAGACGGCCGCGUUAUCCGGCUGGGACCGGAGAGGUUCAUGGCGCCUGAGGCGAUGUUCAACCCGCGGCUGCUGGACGUAGAGGCGCCAGGGAUCGCGGAGAUGGCAUUCAAUGCUAUCCAGGAUGCGCCUAUUGACAAUCGGCGAGCGCUGUACGAGCACAUUGUCGUCAGCGGCGGAUCCACCAUGUAUCCCGGCAUGUCGACACGCAUGGACAAGGAAAUUCGAACCCUAUACGUGGAACGGGUACUUAAGGGCGAUAGGACAAGGCUCCGCAAGUUGAAACUCCAUAUUGCGGAUCCGCCCAACCGAAAAUACAUGGUGUUUCUUGGAGGCGCGGUGCUGGCGGAUAUUAUGAAGGACCAUACGGACUUCUGGAUCACACGGGAACAGUACCAAGAGGACCCAGGCAAUGCUCUCAAGAAGUGCGGAGUUGCAUAG